CGCAACAUUGCAAGCCGUGCCUUUAAAAAAAACAAUUAAAAAGGGAUAUAAUUGUAGUUUCUGUCAUUAAACUAUUUAUCACAUCUUAAACUCAGUGAAGGAUAAGGUAUACCACUUCGACACCUAUGUUAUUACGUUAUAAUGAUCCCUACCGUUUCCCCGCAUAUCAAUAUAUUUCGUGUCACGGCUUCAUCCAAUAACUCAUGCCUGUGAAUAACCCGCCUCCCUGCGCUUUAAAAUAGAUGGUGCAAGUGAAAAUGUCCAAAUCUUCCGCAGAUCCCCUGUCUGGUGCUGAAAGUGGUUCUCAAGCACAUUAUUUCCAGCUUCCCAGGAAGUUGCCCAAACGCAAGAGCCGCUUCAAACGCUCGGAUGGCAGCACGUCCUCAGAUACCACCUCCAGUUUCAUCAAGAGACAGCCGGAAAGAGGAACAGAUCCACGAGCCGCCCCCCCCCGCUUGGGGCUCAGCCGAUUCGUACACAAGUAGACCCUCGGAUUCCGACCUGUCCGCAGAGGAGGACCGCGAGGCGUAUCGGCGUGAAGCCGAGCGCCAGGCCCAGCUGCAACUCGAAAGGGCAAAGACCAAGCCGGUAGCAUUCGCGGUGAAAACAAACGUCAACUACUGCGGGGCCCUAGAUGAAGAUUGUCCUGUUCAGGGUGCUGCUAUCAACUUCGAAGCCAAAGACUUUUUACACAUUAAAGAGAAAUAUAACAAUGACUGGUGGAUCGGGAGGCUAGUGAAAGAGGGGGCGGACAUCGCCUUCAUCCCCAGCCCCCUCCGACUGGAAGCCAUGCGGCUCAAGCAGGAGCAGAAACAGCAGAGGAAAACUGGAGGGAAUUCGUCCUCCAGCCUGGGUGACAUGGUGUCUGGUGGGUGGAGGUCCACGCCCCCUUCUGCAGCCAAACAGAAGCAAAAGCAGGCGGAGCAUGUCCCCCCCUAUGAUGUGGUCCCAUCCAUGAGGCCUGUCGUUCUAGUUGGCCCUUCACUGAAAGGUUACGAGGUAACAGACAUGAUGCAGAAGGCGCUCUUUGACUUCCUGAAGCACAGGUUUGAUGGGAGGAUCUCCAUCACAAGGGUGACUGCUGAUCUGUCGUUGGCCAAGAGGUCUGUCCUCAACAAGAGGGCCAUCAUGGAGAGAUCUAACACGCGUUCCAGUUUAGCGGAGGUCCAGAGUGAAAUCGAGAGGAUCUUCGAGCUGGCCAAGACCCUGCAGUUAGUGGUUCUGGACGCGGAUACCAUCAACCACCCAGCGCAGCUCGCCAAAACCUCGUUGGCCCCCAUCAUCGUUUAUGUCAAGGUCUCCUCGCCAAAGGUCUUACAGAGGCUGAUCAAGUCUCGGGGGAAAUCUCAAAGCAAGCACCUGAACGUACAGAUGAUGGCCGGAGACAAGCUGGCCCAGUGCCCCCCCGAGAUGUUUGAUGUCAUCCUUGAUGAGAACCAGCUGGAGGACGCGUGCGAACACCUGGCCGAAUACCUGGAGGUGUACUGGCGUGCCACUCACAUGCCUGGCUCUGGCCCCAUGAACCCUCUCCUGGAACAAAGUCUCAUGACCCCGCCCUCAGCCGUCUCCAGCCUGCAGGAUCAGCAGCUGCUCUCCGGGGGGGAGGUGGGAGGUGCCGACGAGGACGACGUGGCCGAGCCCCACUCACCCGUGGAACAGGACAGCCUCAUGCCCUCCGACGAGGCCAGCGACUCUCUGUCCCGUGGCAGGAGGGGGGGCUCGCGUCGCCUCUGCCCUGAGGAGGAAGAUGAGGAGGAGGAAGAGGAGGAGGAGGAAGAGGAGGAGGAAGAGGAGUACGAGCCCCCCCGCCAUGCUCACACUUACCGCGACAUGUACCCGCCUCACCGCAGCCACCCAGCUGGCGUGCACAGCGCCAAUGGGCACGAAUCCCAGGACCGCCUGCUGCAACGUGAAGCCCAGGGAAGCCACAACCUGCGCAACAGCCGACAGCGUGCCCGGCCCUGGCCGAGGGACCACUACUGAGACUGGGGGUGGGGGCUUGAGGAUGUCAGGGGGCGGGGCUUUGUGGCGGGGAUGGGCUACGAUUUGUGCACGUGGGACAGGUGACCUAGACCGACAG
Molecule: messenger RNA, 2080 nt
Organism: Brienomyrus brachyistius
Lineage: Eukaryota; Metazoa; Chordata; Actinopteri; Osteoglossiformes; Mormyridae
Gene: cacnb3a
Product: calcium channel, voltage-dependent, beta 3a
Exons: 15
Coding region: 370-1983 (537 amino acids)
Biological process (GO): neuromuscular junction development; chemical synaptic transmission; regulation of voltage-gated calcium channel activity
Cellular component (GO): voltage-gated calcium channel complex
Molecular function (GO): high voltage-gated calcium channel activity; protein binding
Source: RefSeq, a predicted model, not a curated record